UAUCGGUUCACUUUUUGGCAUUUCUGGUUGGAAGUCAAAAGUCAAAUUUGGAGAAACUCAGUAAAGAACAAAUUCAUAAUAAUCUAAAAAAAUAUAUCGAGUGCUGGACUAUUGCAAGCUCAAGGAAAAUUAUAUUAAAAUACAAAAUACCUGAGCUGUAGCUCGAAAUACUACGAGUGGAGCGCAGAAAAAAUACGCAUCAUUGAAACCAACAACAACAGUGUGCCAGCGCCCUGUCUCCGACCUCGUACGAUAUCUUUAAUUACAGUAGUAACCAGCUAAUGGACCUACAAUAGAAGCGUUAAAGAGGAUUGGUAGUAAUAACAGAUAAAUAUUUAAGAACAAAAUACGGAAGUGAAGUACACGGAGCAGCAACAAAAACGUUAUGAUUAAAUUGUUUUCACUAAAACAACAAAAAAAGGAUGGCGAACAGUUGGCCCGAACCGGGCAACAGAAGAAAGCAUCAGCUGCGCAACUACGUAUACAAAAAGAUAUCAACGAGCUAAACCUGCCUAAAACAUGUGCCACUGAGUUUCCUGAUCCAAAUGACUUGCUCAACUUCAAGCUCACAAUUUGCCCUGACGAAGGUUUCUAUAAGAACGGUCGUUUUGUUUUUAGUUUUCGCGUGGGGCCCAACUACCCUCACGAGCCACCAAAAGUUAAAUGCGAAACGCAAGUCUACCAUCCAAACAUCGAUCUGGAAGGAAAUGUCUGUUUAAAUAUAUUACGAGAAGAUUGGAAUCCAGUGUUGACCAUCAGUUCGAUUGUUUACGGAUUACAAUUUCUCUUCUUGGAGCCUAAUCCCGAAGAUCCAUUGAAUAAAGAAGCAGCCGACCAAUUGCAAUCAAAUCGCGCGCUAUUCGAACGCAAUGUUUUAAGAGCGAUGCAGGGCCAUACUGUGGGCGAUACCCAGUUUGAGGCAUGUCUCAAGUGAUAUCGAGAAUCAACUCUUUAAUUUUAAGAUUAGCGUCUGCCUUUUCGACUUAAAUUUACAUUUACGUUUUGGUGGGCGUUUUUAUAAUAAUUUAAUUUUCAACAAUAAUUAAAGAAGAAAAUCAGGAAAUGUA
Rhagoletis pomonella (apple maggot) is the source of this 1067-nucleotide messenger RNA. RefSeq names its product nedd8-conjugating enzyme UbcE2M-like. Bases 386 to 934 code for a protein of 182 amino acids. The transcript has 3 exons. Lineage: Eukaryota; Metazoa; Arthropoda; Insecta; Diptera; Tephritidae. The record is from RefSeq and is a predicted model, not a curated record.